AUGUGGUUGCGCUCCCUCUCCCCGACAUCAAUGAGUCCAACUUCGCCGGGGCCUUCCCUAACAUUCUUUUUUGAGAUAUCUCUGCCUGCCACCAUCGCACUAUCACCACCUCUCAGGCAGUCACGUCAACUUCAUCAUGUUCUUGCCUUGUACCCUGAAUUUUACCGGACGAGUCCAAGGAAGUCAGCCGCAAGCGUGUUAUCGUCUACUCUUCUCAUCGGCAUUCCUCCUAAAUUCAUACCGAAGCUCGGCGGCCGCUGUAUCGAUUGCAUCGGGCAGCAAGGAUUCCAAACCAUUCAGGAACCUACUCUUUCAAGUAUCAAUUUUCACGCAAGCCUCACCAGCCCGAAAGAAACUCUCAUGUCUCACAAAUUACCACACGUCAUCCCCAGGCAUUUUUCAGCCCUCCAGCAGUUCCAACGAGGCAAGCGAGGGAAUGGAUUGGCUUCUCUCGCUGAGCCUCUGCCCGUUUUCCCUCAUGCCCUCCGCAAAACACACCUGAACCCGCAAGACACUGAGGCUUUGGACGUAUUGCCCGCCACCUAUUUCGCUCAGAGACUCAUUCAUUUCAUUCGGUCAGUUCACGAUCAUAAUGCCCGAUUGAGCUCUACGAGGUACAUCUCUGGAACCGUCUCUGAUCCCUUCUUCAGCCGCGCCCAACAAUAUCCAAUUCUAUUCAAGUGGUCCAGAUUCCCUUAUAUGGAGAAGUUCUGCUCACCGAGUCCAUUUGGCACGGCAUUCAACGCCCCUUCAUACCGGAUAAAGCGGCUAAAGGACGUCCAUCUAGCCUCAUGGCAUUUUGCUCAACACAGGUUAGCUUUCCGGCUCGACAUGCGCCUCCACUCCGGAUCUCGGAGCCGGACAGCUUCCGAGUGUCGAAAGGAUGGCAUUCUGCCCUUUUCCCAUAUCAGCGAGUCAUCAGAGCUCCCCAAGAAUCGCGGACGAGCUCUUUCCCGAGAGAAGAAAUACCGUUCUCGGGAUGUGGAGUCUGUCUAUUUUGUCACUAUUCAGAUUGUAGGCUCACGGAAAAUCCCGUUCAUCGAGUUUUGGGUCGAAGGGAGCCUUCUCGACUCAUGGAAUUUACAAUUGCUACAAGUCACAAGUAAGAAAUGGGCGGCCAAGCCUCACCAGCCGUCUACAAUGCGCAAGCGAGACUUGGUUUACUCGCCUACGGCCGGAUGCUCGUCUAAUUUGCCUUUAAGCGCUAAGGUCUUGAUCCAGAAUUGCGGUCUAAUAAUCGAGAACUCUGCCGCCGGUUACCUGCCCCACAUCAUCCUCGUCUCGAGGAAAAUCAACUUUCCCAUCAUCAACAACAACAUUCUUUGUACGACGACGACCCACCCUCCAAAAUGCCCUCUUAGUUCACGCCCAAUGACGACUAGGAAUCCAAAAGAAAGACCGGGCAAUGGAGACUCCAAUAGUUUUAACAAGCGACAGUUGAUGCUGAUUGGCGGAAGUACCAACCCAAGCCCUGCAAUUGCAUUGCAAUGUUGUGGAAUAAGAAAUAAUCAUAGUUCGCAACCAGCAAUCUACCGGAGCCGAACUGGCCAUGGCUUGUAUUUGGGGGCGGCGGUCGAGCUUUUCUCGGAUAGAAGCCAUUCCGAUUUCGCGAAUAGACUCAAAAACCCCCCUCAAGCUGGAAUCCCUGGACAACCCAACCGUCUGCCUGCUGCUCACAACAAGACGCCAAGUCACAACCAGCCAGGCCUCUCAGGACGAACACCCUGCCACGUCCUUCUCACUUCUCAACAGCACAGAGGGAUUCCCACAGACCCCUCAACCGGUCACCGCUUCCCCCUUACGGCCGGAAAGCCAAUCAUCGGGGUAUGUUUCCGAGACUCUGGUGUUUCCAGAACCUUUUCGCCCGCUCGCUCUUUGAUGCCGUACACAUCAUCCGGGGAAGGUUCUGCCGGAAGGUUCCGCCGCCAGUUGGGACUUUCCGGCCUCCCGCACACGUUACCUGCAGAAGUUACUUUGCCUUGCUCAUUGACACUCGGACUACUCAUCAGCCACGCUGACCUGCAUGUUGGCGAUGCCAAGGUGAAGUGGUUCUAUCCCUUUGGGGGUACAGAAAGAUGGAAACUCAAGCCUCGCUAUUACAUCAAUGUUCCAAGAUGUCUCUUGUUCUAUGUGAACGGGUUUUCAAGGCGGUCUUCUCGAAAACAAGUUGUAACCUGGGACCCAUCUCACUACAGCGAUAACCAACGACGAAGCAAGAGGACCUCGCAAUGGCACACCUCCUACCUGACAGACUCUGUUAUUGCCUACAGUACCCACUCCUAUUGUGGAUAUAAAAGCAAUGAUCUGGAGAGCACCGAAAGCAAGUUCGAAGUCGUCUUCGGUGUCAUAAACAUGAGUCCAGAUUGCUUCUUCCUGUUGUUUAAGGCUAUGCGACCUUGA
Messenger RNA from Colletotrichum lupini, 2400 nucleotides. RefSeq lists its product as uncharacterized. The record is from RefSeq and is a predicted model, not a curated record. NCBI's taxonomy places the organism in Eukaryota, Fungi, Ascomycota, Sordariomycetes, Glomerellales, Glomerellaceae. The transcript has 14 exons. Bases 1 to 2400 code for a protein of 799 amino acids.